AUGAGGAUCUACAGGACAUCAAUUCUUGUGGUACUAAUAAUUCUCAUUGGGCAGAGCAGUUUCGUGGCACGAGCCAGUGCUCAGAGCAAGGUUCAUAUAGUGUAUUUGGGGGAGAAGCAGCACGAUGAUCCUGAGGUUUUGACGGAAUCUCAUCAUCGAAUGUUAUGGUCACUUCUUGGAAGCAAAGAGGAUGCUCAUGAUUCAAUGGUGCACAGUUACCGACAUGGCUUCUCUGGUUUCGCAGCCAAGCUUACCAAGUCCCAAGCCAAGAAGUUGGCAGAUUUACCUGAAGUUGUUCAUGUCACGCCGGAUAGGUUCUACGAACUAGCAACAACUAGGACUUGGGAUUACUUAGGCCUUUCUGCCGCCAAUCCGAAAAAUCUUUUAAAUGACACUAAUAUGGGUGAAGACGUUAUCAUUGGCGUUGUCGAUACAGGAGUUUGGCCAGAAUCUGAAGUCUUCAAUGACAAUGGGAUUGGUCCUGUGCCGAGCCACUGGAAAGGAGGCUGUGAAUCAGGAGAGAUGUUCAACUCCUCUCACUGCAACAAAAAGCUCAUAGGAGCAAAGUACUUCAUCAGUGCCUUUCUUGCGGAGAACGAAAGCUUCAACGCAACAGAAUCACUCGACUUUAUUUCCCCUAGAGACUAUGAUGGUCAUGGCACACAUGUCGCCACCAUAGCAGGUGGUUCGGUCUUGCCCAGCAUAAGCUACAAGGGACUAGCCGGAGGGACUGUGAGAGGUGGUGCACCUCGUGCUCGUAUAGCAAUGUACAAGGCUUGUUGGUAUCUGGAUGACGAAGAUAUAAACACUUGUUCAUCUGCUGACCUCUUGAAAGCUAUGGACGAGGCUAUACAUGAUGGUGUUGAUGUUCUGUCUCUGUCUAUUGGCUAUCGAGUUCCUUUCUACCCGGAAACCGACGUUCGCGAUGGGAUGGCUACAGGAGCAUUCCAUGCCGUUUUAAAGGAUAUCACAGUGGUUUGUUCAGGUGGUAACGCUGGCCCAGCGCCUCAGACUGUGGGAAACAUAGCUCCUUGGAUUUUUACUGUGGCUGCAACUACUUUGGACCGGUCUUUUCCCACACCUAUUAUACUUGGGAACAACAAAGUGAUAUUGGGUCAAGCAAUGUACGCAGGUCCAGAACUUGGCUUCACUAGCUUAGUUUACCCAGAGAAUCCAGGGAACACCAACGAAAGCUUUUCAGGUACCUGUGAGCGUCUUUUCAUCAACUCUAAUGUUACAAUGGCCGGGAAAGUUGUCUUGUGCUUCACAACAUUAAAACGUUACGGCACUGUAGCAAACGCUGCGCAUUAUGUGAAGAGAGCUGGUGGUCUUGGCGUAAUCAUUGCUAGACAUCCAGGCGACACUCUCUUACCAUGUCUAGAUGAUUUCCCUUGUGUUGCUGUUGACUACGAGCUGGGGACGAAUAUACUUCUCUACAUACGGUCCAAUGGAUCACCUGUUGUGAAGAUAGAACCUUCUAAAACACUCGUUGGACAUCCGGUUGGUACAAAGGUUGCAGAUUUCUCAUCAAGAGGACCUAAUUCAAUUGCGCCUGCGAUCCUCAAACCAGAUAUAGCAGCACCUGGAGUGAGUAUAUUGGCGGCUACAAGCAUCAAUUCAACUUUGAAUGACAGAGGAUUCAUUAUGCUGUCAGGAACAUCAAUGGCGGCUCCUGUUAUUUCAGGAGUUGUUGCACUUCUCAAAGCUAGACACCGUGAUUGGUCUCCUGCUGCCAUUAGAUCAGCCAUUGUCACUACAGCUUGGAAGACAGAUCCGUUUGGAGAACAGAUUUUUGCAAAUGGGUCACCUCGGAAGAUAGCUGAUCCGUUUGACUAUGGUGGAGGCCUUGUGAAUCCAGAGAAAGCUGCAAAUCCAGGUCUUGUAUAUGACUUGGGCCUUGAAGACUAUGUUCUCUACAUGUGCUCUCAAGGUUACACCGAGUCAUCAAUCUCUCAGCUUGUUGGUAAAGGAACAGUCUGUUCGAAUCCUAGACCAUCUGUUCUUGAUUUCAAUUUGCCUUCCAUCACCAUCCCAAACCUCAAAGAAGAAGUCACUCUCACCAGAAUCCUCACUAACGUUGGACCACUCGACUCGGUCUAUAAAUUAGCGGUCGAGCCACCAUUGGGUGUUCAAGUGACCGUUACUCCGGAGACACUGGUGUUCAACUCUGCAACAAAAAGGGUCUCAUUCAAAGUCAAAGUCUCGACUACACACAGAAUCAACACAGGUUACUACUUUGGAAGCUUGAUUUGGAGUGACUCUGUUCAUAACGUUACAAUUCCUUUGUCUGUGAGAACGCAGAUUCUUCAGAACUACUACGAUGAGAAUUGA
Molecule: messenger RNA, 2331 nt
Organism: Microthlaspi erraticum
Lineage: Eukaryota; Viridiplantae; Streptophyta; Magnoliopsida; Brassicales; Brassicaceae
Source: the annotation of a GenBank genome assembly